AGUGUGUGUGCAUUGCACUUCGUUGCUGGAUCAGUUUCUAAAUAUGAUAUAAACUUAUAUUAAAUUAAUAUGUAUGAUGCUGGUAUAAAAUUAAUAAUGCAUAAAAAAAGAGCGCAUGUGAUGAUUCGAAACUACGCCUGUGAAUACCUCAAUACCACUGCUGUCAACACAAGCACACACUCAAACAAGCCGGCGGGUGAAAAUGUUGUUCUACUCUUUCUUCAAAUCUCUCGUGGGAAAAGAUGUUGUUGUGGAGCUGAAAAACGACUUGAGUAUAUGCGGUACGCUGCAUUCAGUGGACCAAUACCUGAAUAUCAAGCUCACAGACAUCAGCGUCACGGACACGGAGAAGUACCCCCACAUGCUCUCCGUAAAGAACUGCUUCAUCCGUGGUUCCGUGGUUCGUUACGUGCAACUUCCUGCGGACGAAGUUGACACACAGUUGCUUCAAGAUGCAGCAAGAAAGGAGGCAACGCAAAGUAAGCCUUGAUGAGCGUGCUUCGAGAAGCUGCCAUUUUGCAACCAGACUUUCUCAUCAGCAAUGCAUUCUCGAGGCUAAGAGACUGUGGGCUUCUCUUUUGUACAUAUCCCAUAAGAAUGUAAUUUAAUACGGUUUGGAUUAUUGACACCAUUUUGUUUAAGAGCUGCUGUGGAUGUCUUGUGAGCACAAGACGAAAACAGUGUGAAUCUUUGAGCAUCGAUUAAUAAACCAAACUGUCGAGACA
Molecule: messenger RNA, 725 nt
Organism: Ornithodoros turicata
Lineage: Eukaryota; Metazoa; Arthropoda; Arachnida; Ixodida; Argasidae
Product: U6 snRNA-associated Sm-like protein LSm2
Exons: 4
Coding region: 203-490 (95 amino acids)
Biological process (GO): mRNA splicing, via spliceosome
Cellular component (GO): Lsm1-7-Pat1 complex; U6 snRNP; precatalytic spliceosome
Molecular function (GO): RNA binding
Source: RefSeq, a predicted model, not a curated record